Molecule: messenger RNA, 1239 nt
Organism: Dioszegia hungarica
Lineage: Eukaryota; Fungi; Basidiomycota; Tremellomycetes; Tremellales; Bulleribasidiaceae
Exons: 1
Coding region: 1-1239 (412 amino acids)
Source: RefSeq, a predicted model, not a curated record
AUGACCAUCAAUGCAGCCAUCACCCGCUCACGCGUCAACGACCUCCUUGUGGCGCCGUCCAACCUGUUGGCCAACUGGGGCUCGACCAAAAGGGAGUCCGCGAUCAAGCAAAAGGAGAGCUUGCUUUUCAGUCGGCUGACCCCUAUGCUUUUUGAGCGGAUCGCCUCUCUACUCGGAUACGAGGAUACUGUCGCGCUCGGUCUGACCUGUCAGACAGCAGCUGAGCUGACUCGACCGAGGUACCGCGAGCACGCCCACCAUUAUCAUCACUCCGACUAUCCGGAAGAGGGCGGGAUGGAACUGCUCGGUACUGAGUAUGCCGUCGACGAACAUGGGCGGAGGAAGUUCAGCAACCCAAUACACGCCGUGCGCGUACUCGACUACGUUCUGCACCUCCCAGGCGAGUCAGCCGAUGCAGACGCUGCCAGCAAAUGGGUCCAUGGAGGGGAAGUGUCUCGACCCCGUUCUGGGGACAUGAGACGGGCUGGGGCGUGGAUCUCGAAUUGCUUGAGCCUGGCUCGAGUCAAUAUUGUCGUUGACCAGGACGGUGGGGCUCCAACGGAAACGCAAACGUCUACCCCACGCGAGCGGCCUGGCCUUGGCAUGCUUGAGCGGCUCACUAACCAUCGAACGAUGGCGUCGGUCACAGCGACAUGGGAUGGCUCCGGGUUUAAAGCGUUCUUGCCCUCAUACGAGCCAAUUCGAGGUCCGUCGUCCAUGACAUGGCCGCCGGGGCUGAGAAGAGCCGGGACGCGGUGUAGGACAUUGUGGCUCGAGGAAUGCAGUGGGGCACGCCUCCAUGACAUCUCCCGGGAUCAGAUGCCCAUUGCCAUCAGAGGCGGCGGCACAGACGAUGUGGUGACAUGGUUCAAUCGCAAAGACGACAUCAGCUUUCGAUACGCCAAAUCAUCUCUCGAUCCGUCGGAGGUGUUGGACGUCGUCGUCAAGAAUCUCGCCAUACAGACUGUGUACGUCAACAAGCACGACAGCAUCCACACUGCCGUUCUCUGUCCGCUGAAACGGGAAGAUUUCGGACUCGAUCCGCUUAUGACAGACGACGAGGUGAAUGCCUCGGUCCACACGCGCGUCCUCGAUGAGAUCAAGGAGCAGAAAAUGACAUCGAAGCCCGUGCUGCUGGGCGUCACAACCGAUGAAGGAUCACUGAUCUCGAGAUUACGCAGGCAUCGAGCGGCCGAGGAGAUCCUGGAGAUCUCGACGAUCGCUGCGCUGGCGGAGUAG